Hyaloscypha bicolor E is the source of this 1236-nucleotide messenger RNA. Its product is annotated as PH domain-like protein. The transcript has 2 exons. The record is from RefSeq and is a predicted model, not a curated record. The coding region runs from base 1 to 1236 and encodes 411 amino acids. Lineage: Eukaryota; Fungi; Ascomycota; Leotiomycetes; Helotiales; Hyaloscyphaceae.
AUGGCCCAAGUUCAAAGCCCCCCGAUGCAAGAAGCGUCUCAGCCUCGACAGAUUCCAGAGCGAAGAGCUCUGCAAAUACCCCUGCCUGACGCAACCACACUACCUCCUCCAUCCGCCAGUCGAAUACGCAACUCGCAUCUCAACCUGGAUACCUUUUCUCCGGUCAACCAAAAUGGCAGCUUCGAAUUCGACCGUGUACUCAAGAGUGGAUACGUCCAGAAGAGAACGCGCAAAACGAAGGCAUGGAAACCAAUCUUUCUUGUCCUUCGACCCAACUCUCUCUCCAUAUACAAAGAUCAAAACGAAGACAAACUGAGACACAAGAUCAUCCUGUCGGAUCUCACUGCCGUUGCGUUUCUAAAGGACCCCAAGCAAAAACGACAAAAUGUUUUUGGGCUAUUCUCACCCUCACGAAACUACCACCUCGAGGCGAGAUCAAGAAAGGAUGCUGAAGAAUGGGUUGACCUCAUACGGACGGAGGCGCGAAUUGAAGAGGAAGAAGAGGAGAUGCUUCUCGCGAGUCCAGGAGGCACUGUCACAGGAUCAUAUGGUGGUUUCGAGCGGGCUAUGCAAGAGCACAACGAGCAAAGGCGAUUACACGAUGAAAGAGUAGGCUCCAGUUCUCCAGAACCCAGCGAUCCUAUACCUCGAACACCACGAACCAAAGCCCUAGGCCUCACCGCUGCAAGAAGACCCUCACACACGAUCGAGUACUCUGGAAACGAGCUCGCAUCACAUUCAGACAUGUCAGAAACAGACAUUACGAGAGCGCGGCGAGAAUCCAGAGUUUCGAUUCCUGAAGAGCCUCUGGCUGUUCAACCACCGGACACGCGACCAAUUGUGGGUGCCCGAAAUGUGAGCCAAAUGAGCGGAUUCAAUGCCGAGCAAGACCCUGAGAGGGUAGUCUGGCAAGGGUACCUCCUAUACCUAUCCUCUAAAGGCGGAGUCCGCCGUUGGAAAGACCUCUGGGUCGUUCUUCGACCCAAGAACAUCGCCCUAUAUAAGAACGACUCGGAAUACUCACCCAUACUCAUAAUUUCGCUAUCCUCCGUCAUCAACGCCGUUGAAAUCGACCCUCUCUCCAAAACCAAGGUGCACUGUUUGCAAAUAAUUACUGAAGAGAAGAGCUACAAGUUCUGCGCCCAUAAUGAGGAUACCUUGGAUAAGUCGCUGGGCGCAUUCAAGAGCUUGUUAGCGAAGAGGAAAGAGCAAGAGGGGAAAAGUGCUAGGCGGUGA